AAGAAGACUGAAACGAGCAUGGCCGGGAACAUGAGUAACACUGCGGUUCCGAUAAGUAGUUCUCUGUCUAAACUACAGUCUUUAAAUGGGUUGUUUGCGAUAUACAAAAAAGAGGGGCCCACAUCUGCAGACGUGUUAAAUGCGCUCAAAGAAGCUUUACUCAAGGAAGCUGGCGUACAAAACCCAAAUCCGCGAAAGAGAAAGAAGCAGAGCCUGAAGAUGGGGCACGGAGGGACUCUGGACAGUGGUGCCAGCGGGGUGUUAGUUGUUGGUGUUGGGAAUGGCACGAAAAUGCUCAGUACCAUGUUAGCUGGGUCAAAGAAAUAUGUUGCUGUGGGCGAACUGGGAAAAGCCACUGACACUCUCGACGCCACUGGCAGUGUGAUCCUGGAGAAGGACUUUGGACACAUAACCAGGAUAGACUUUGAGGAGAAGCUGAAAUCCUUUACUGGUGACAUCAUGCAAGUCCCUCCACUCUACUCUGCCCUGAAAAAAGACGGCCAGCGUCUGUCUGUGCUGCUGAAGAAAGGUCACAAGGUUGAGGCCAAGCCUGCCAGACCAGUCACUGUGUACAACCUGACCCUGCAGGAGUUCAAGCCUCCUCUCUUCACUCUGGAUAUUGAGUGUGGAGGUGGGUUUUAUGUCAGGAGUUUGGUGGAUGACCUGGGAAAAGCUCUGUCAUCAUGUGCUCACGUGAAGGAGCUGAUCCGGACCAAGCAGGGUCAGUUCACCCUAGAGGAGCACGCCUUACAGGAGGGGCAGUGGACGCUGGAGCAUAUCCUGUGCGCUCUGCAGCCCUGCAAGGAGUCGGAUCAGGGUGUGGACUGUUCAAAUUUGUCAGAAGCUGACACCUGAGGGGGGGGGGCGGGUGGGGGGGGGGGGGAGACACACACACUCUGACCAGGACCCGGUCUAUCUGCCUGUCUGUCUGUCUGACAGUCGGUCACAACUUACCUGCUUGUCUUUUUGAAGGAGAGGACAUCAGGUCUCAGCGUGUCUGGAUAUUUCAAGGUGUGUUUGUCAGCAAGUGAAGCGGAACACAUCGGAACUGACUGGCUCAGUGUCAUUAUUUGAUUUCCAGUCCACGUUUCUGUGGUUUCUAUUUCGUCUCUGUCUCACCUGCAGUUUUAGUUCAGUUAAAUUUUGUAAAUAAUUCUGGAUUUGAAAUUUGCCUCCCCACUCCAACCUCAGCCUCUGUCUUUACCCACUCAGCUCUCUUCUUACAGAGCUGGGUAACAGAAACCAAAUAAAGCGUGUAUACUUAUCACAAUAAAAAUAAAAUAAAAAAACUUUCCCUCUAUAUGAAAGUGAGAAAGGUUGGGCUGAGUGUGAGACAGAGAGUGCGGGUUAAACAAAAAUUGGAGAAAAACAUUUCACACCACAGGAUUUUGCGCUGAAAGGAUUUAAAAUAGAACUUUAUUUUGGUAGAAUUUCAGUAUUAGAAUAGAUUUCCUGUAAACUUUAAGAUCAGCAGAAAUACGGACUACAGUGAUAUUAUGACAUAAUGCUGGUUGGUCUAAACAAUGCUCCCACAAAAAAAAAAAAAAGUUAACUCAGCAUGAAGCUGCUCCACAUCUGGAAGGGCUGCUGCAUCAGCACUAUUGUAUAUACGUCAUGCCUGAUUUCAUUUGUUCUGUAUUUGCAGAUUAAAUAAACGUUCAAGUGA
Molecule: messenger RNA, 1666 nt
Organism: Toxotes jaculatrix (banded archerfish)
Lineage: Eukaryota; Metazoa; Chordata; Actinopteri; Toxotidae
Gene: trub1
Product: TruB pseudouridine (psi) synthase family member 1
Exons: 8
Coding region: 19-855 (278 amino acids)
Biological process (GO): mRNA pseudouridine synthesis; tRNA modification
Cellular component (GO): mitochondrion
Molecular function (GO): RNA binding; pseudouridine synthase activity
Source: RefSeq, a predicted model, not a curated record